Messenger RNA from Branchiostoma floridae (Florida lancelet), 649 nucleotides. RefSeq lists its product as uncharacterized. The record is from RefSeq and is a predicted model, not a curated record. NCBI's taxonomy places the organism in Eukaryota, Metazoa, Chordata, Leptocardii, Amphioxiformes, Branchiostomatidae. The transcript is spliced from 3 exons. The coding region runs from base 81 to 572 and encodes 163 amino acids.
UCCCAUGGCCUUGAUGUACAGUAUAAAUUGUCGCGCACAGAACAAGCCUCACACCUUAGAGUUUGAACUCACCUCAUCACAUGGUAAAGAUGUGGAAGUUCCUUCUGAUCAUCGCGGCUGUAGUCGCCUGGCCAGCAUCAGCUCAAGCUGACAAUGUGUACCUGACCACGGUAGGAGGCUGGGAUUUCUUCAAAGUUCCCGCGGUUGGUGCGAUGACCAAUCAGAACGUGAUGGCCACGUGUGAGGCGGCGGGGAUGAGGUACCCCUGCUUCUGGACGGGAACAGGCUCCUGCACUUCUAGUACUUACUGGGGAGGCGGCUGCAUCAGGGUUGACGAUGGCGGUGGCCAUUUCUGCCAUACUUUCAUGGCCCUCUCGCAUAGCCUGUGCGGAAACAUGCAAGCUUGGCGCUGCCAGCCCCUUGAUAACACCUUUGUGUACUACCCAAACUGGAUCGGGAAUAAUGCCCUGGGCUUGGACUACGACAGUGGCCAAUCUGCUCUGUACGGAUCUGGCUAUUACAACAUGUACGCCCUGUGUGCAGUGCGAUCCCAAGACGUCAUCACAGGCUGAAGAUGAAGCGUAAACGCAACCUGGAAAGCAUGACGCAGUUGACUACUAGUUCUGCAGUGAAUAAAAUUUACAACUCC